Hemicordylus capensis (graceful crag lizard) is the source of this 1401-nucleotide messenger RNA. RefSeq lists its product as uncharacterized. The coding region runs from base 391 to 885 and encodes 164 amino acids. The record is from RefSeq and is a predicted model, not a curated record. Lineage: Eukaryota; Metazoa; Chordata; Lepidosauria; Squamata; Cordylidae. The transcript is spliced from 4 exons.
UUGACAAAAUGGGAGAAGCAGAAUCCACUCAGAGUCCCUAAACCUAUAAGCAUUAGAUCAUAUAGAAUUUCAUUGUUAGUGUAAGGCCUCUCUUUGAGUUCCACAAAAGUGCAACUAGCAUCUUCAGUUCAAUAUAAAUACAGAAUGCUGGUAUGGUGUAGCUCUAGCAACCAUUUAGUGUGCAGGAAUUGUGAUUAUUCUUCAAAGUUGUUUUUUUAAGCAUUAUUUUGUUUUGGGAAAUAAUUAUUGGGAAAUACUUCAAAAGCUGACAAAUUAUCAGGAUGAGCCAAAGGUACUUACCAGUGACUGCAAACAAGUGUAAACCAUGAGGACUGUCUGAAGCAGGAGUUUUCUUCAUGUGACAAAAGGCAACCACGUUGCUUGCCAGUGAUGCCUGCAGGUCAGAGUUUCAGGAAGGUGAAGCGAGACAUUAAAGAGGAGACCCGCAUAGAAGAUGCAAAGCACUGUAGGAAAAAGAAUGGGUGUUUCUUGAAGAAGAGGCUUUCUACACUGAACUUCUUCUCUGGACCUUCAAAGAAAGUAAUCCCCCAGGAGAAGAACUUGCUCUUUGAGGACCAGCAAAGAGGCCUGCAAAGAAAGGAGUCCAAGAAACUGAAGAUGCCAAGAGAGGAGACAUGUUCCUUGAGGAAGCCACACUCUGGGAAAAUGUGCCCCAAGUGCGAAAUCAGUAUCUGCAGCAUGUGCAACACACUACACACAGAGAGCAGCUUUAUUGCUCAUAGUCUGCUGGACCAUUAUGACCAGGGAAGGCACUCCUGCUCUUCUGAUUCUGGAUUUCCCCAAGAACCCCAUGUCUGUAUGAGCAGUCCAGGACAAAGCAGGAGUAUUUGGCUGAUGUCUGGUCUUGUGGCCCCAGAACCUUAGAGAGAGCCUUAGCACAGUAUUGUUUUCCAUCAUCAGCCAUUCAGAAGUAAAGCUCUGCGUACUAUAACAAAGCACUUGUGUAUUGUAUUGAGCACGUACCAUGCAGAGCAGGCAUUUACUAGCCAUGGCCAGUGUGUUGAAGUGUGCCUGGAAGCUGCCCAUAUCCAGGGUUCAUAUGUUAAACUGCCAACAAAUCACAGGGAGGUAUGUAUCCUAGGCUGUGCUAAACAUAAUUCAUUUCUUAGCUGAUAAGAUAAAGGAGUUGCAUAGCACAGAACUUGACAAGCCAGGCUAAUUCUGUGAUAUAUUUAUUUGUAAUCCAGGGGUUCUGAAGCUUGGUUCUCCAGAUGUUGUAGGACUACAACUCCCAAGGUCACUGUGGCUGGGGGUGAUGAGCUGCAACAACAUCUGGGGGUACAAGUCUGAGAAUCCUUGUAACCUAUACGUUCAGGAACUUUUUUUGUUGCUACGCUGGGAUGUUCAAAUUUUAUUAAAAGUUUUAUUUCUGCUUUAAAA